UUGACAAUGGGUUAAACUUGACUGUUUACUUUAUCGAACGUGGGUUGGGGCAAUGCCGGAAAACAUAAAUGAAAAACUGUUGCUCCAAGUGCAGGGAGACAGUGCCGACGAGGAGGAACAACACCCCAGCUGUAAGCAUGGUCCUACGGUGCUGUUCUACCGGCAGUCGCAGCGUCCCGAGGAGGGGUAUUAUGCCUGUUCGGCCCAUAGGGACUCCAAGCUUUGUAAUUUCCACAUGGCAGCGGCUAAAUGGGAGGAUAAUCGGCUGAAGGACGUAUCAGUCGAAAGAAACUAUCCAAAAGCGUCCGGCCAAAUUCUGAAUCCCUCUGAUACCGAUCCCACAAAGUGUAUACUGGCCUUGUCGCAGGAUAAAGUGAAUGCUCAGUAUUUCUUUGAUGAAGCAGCUUUGGACUUCUUGGAUGAUCAGUGCCGUUGCCUAGGAAUAACCAAGAUUGUCUGCAUGGGCGCUCCUCGACUGCAUUUUCGGCUGCGUGCGAAUUAUAAGAGUUUCCUGCUGGAUCUGGAUGAGCGCUUCGCCCGUUACCUUGGCCCGGAGGAGUUCUGCCUGUACAACAUGUGCAACAAUCACUUCUUCUACAAGCGUGAACCUUUCGAAAAGUUCCUGCAAUGCUCUCCCGAGGACCGUUUGCUAAUUGUGACCGAUCCUCCAUUUGGCUGCCGCACAGAACUGAUAGCCCACACCUUGCGCGCACUGCGACGAAGCCACAAUCGGAUCAAUCAGCUACCCGUUACACCGCUGUCUAUAUUUUGGAUAUUUCCCUACUUCUCGGCUAACCACAUCAGGCAGGAAAUGCCAGAAAUGGAAAUGAGCGACUACCGGAUAAACUAUUCCAACCAUUCGAGGUACACGAAUGUUGGCAAGGGGAGUCGAUUCUGCGGCUCGCCCGUCCGUCUGUUCACCAAUGUGCCCCUGCAGUUGCUGAAUCUGCCUCAGAAGGAGGGCUACAAGUACUGCCAAAAGUGUUCCCAUCACACGGCCAGUGAUAAUCCUCACUGCGAGCGCUGCCAGAAGUGCACCUCGAAGAAUGGCCAGACCUACAGGCACUGCGACGCAUGCGAUAUGUGCGUCAAGCCCAACUAUGUCCACUGUGACAACUGCCGGCGCUGCACGCAACGAGUGGGGCAUGAAUGCGCCUUCUAUCAGACCAAGCAGAUGUGCUGGCUGUGUGGUCAGCGUGGACACAUUGAGACGAAGUGCAGCGUCUGGCAGACGAAAGCAAAACCGGCACGCACGGGCUGCCUUCUGUGUGGUCGGCAGGAUCAUAGGGAGCGACGGUGCCAGCAGCGAGGGAAAUAUUUCCAGGAACUACACUUUUUGGGCCGCACGUCGAUUCAGUGGCUGAGCAUCUAGUAAUUUGUUAAUGUU
Molecule: messenger RNA, 1387 nt
Organism: Drosophila subobscura
Lineage: Eukaryota; Metazoa; Arthropoda; Insecta; Diptera; Drosophilidae
Product: rRNA N6-adenosine-methyltransferase ZCCHC4
Exons: 3
Coding region: 53-1372 (439 amino acids)
Biological process (GO): rRNA methylation
Cellular component (GO): nucleolus; cytoplasm
Molecular function (GO): nucleic acid binding; zinc ion binding; rRNA (adenine-N6-)-methyltransferase activity
Source: RefSeq, a predicted model, not a curated record